AUCUAUAUUUGCUUAUAUAUUAUUUUUAUAUUUCGUUUUAAACGUGUGUGUGUGCGUGUGUGUGUGUGUGUGUGUCUCGUGAGUCUCGUGAGUACAUGUCCGUUCUUGUGCGAUAUACUGACCUACUGCGCAUGCUCGCCGAACUCCCGGAAGUUUUGGACUGUACUGGCUGCGUGGAGACGGAGGAGUAAGCUCCAUGACCCGCUUUGACCUGGUGCCGGUGGACGGAGGAGAACCGGUCCACGUGCCGCCCGGGGAGACGGUUCUGGGCCGGGGUCCGUUCCUCCGAGUUGGUGAUCGCAGAGUGUCCAGACAGCACGGACUCCUGGAGAACGUGGACGGACGGCUGCGUCUCAAGCCGACUCAUCUUAACCCCUGUUUCAUCCAGACGUCUCUGGCCGAUGACCCCCGCCCCCUGGAGAAGGGCCAGUGGCACCUUCUCCACCAUGGGGACCUCUUCUCUCUGCUGCCGGGACAGCUCAUCUUCCAGGUGGAGGUUGUGGACGAGGACCCUGCCACCCCCAGAAACAGCCAGGUAUUUGAGGAGCAGGAGGAAGGAAGAGCACCUCCUGCUGGCGGUGGAGAGCAGGAGCAGAUUCCUCCAGCCGCAGGCACCCAUCAGCCGGUGCCCGAUACUCCAAGCAUCUGUCCAAAACAGCAGGGAGAGUCGUCUGAAAAGGCAGUACAGGAGGAGGAGAAGAAGGAGGUGAUUGUUGCUCCGGCUGAACCCAGAAAGAGAGUUUUACCAGACUGGAUGAUGGCAGCUGCGACCGGAAUUUCAAAGAAGCCUGCGAUGACUCCGAAAGUUCAGAAACAGAAAGCCACCACAUCUUCAGCCAGCAGGAAGCCAGCACGGGCUGCGCCCACUCAAACCUACUCAUCCCCGGAGGAGGAGCAGCCCAGCAUGGAGGAGAGGCCGAGGAAGAGGAGGAGAAGUCAUGACGAAGAACCUCCUCGGACAAAAUCAGACGUCCCCUCACACACAUCUGCCACUGAGUCUCACCACUCUGAGGAUGAAGAUGACGUCUUUGCCGGCAUGCCUGCCACUUCCAGGCCUGCCGCUUCCAGGCCUGCCGCUUCCACAGCUGCCACUUCCACAGCUACCGCUUCUAAGCCUGCCACUUCCACAGCUUCCACUUCCAAGCCUGCCACUGUGAAAACUAACGGCUCCGUGCAGACACGUGACACCGGAAACACGUACCAGAGCAAGCCACCUGCCAGCUCCACGUCUGCAGCUGCAACCAGCGUCAGGACGCCAUGUCCGUAUGGGAGGGACUGCUACAGGAAGAACCCGCUUCAUUUUCAGGAGUGCAGUCAUCCAGGAGACGCCGACUACCAAGAGGAGGAGGAAGAGGAGAAGGAAGAGGAUCGGCCUGAGUGUCCCUAUGGUACCGACUGCUAUAGGAAAAAUCCUCUUCAUAGGAAGGAGUACAAACACACACAGACACCUUCAGCUCAGCCCACUCCUGCUUACCCCAGAAAGGGUUAUGAGGAAGAUGACGAUGAGGAGGAGGAUGAGGAUGAGUAUGAAGCCAGCUUCAUUGAUGACGAGAGCUUGGACGGAGAUGAUGACUCAGACUACGUCCCGCCCCCUGACUCUGAAGAAAGCGUGCGGGAGGAUUCGCAGCAUCUGCGGGAAGAGGCGCAGAGUCUGCGGCAGGAAGCGCUUGACUUCUUGAAGAGGAGCAAGUAGCUCCCUGUCCUCCACAGGAAGCAGGCUUUAUUUUGAAAAGACCACGGGAAGUCUGCUGCACUUUUCUCUGCUUGUGUCAAAGAACCUUUUAAUUUCGAGAACAUAAUUUUAUCAGAGCAGCUUCCUGUCAAACAGAGAAACAGCCACAGUGAUCAUUUUGAUGUUUGCUAUGUUCAGUUUGUUUGUUUCUGUUGUUUUAGCCGAUGAACAGCUUUCUGAUGUUUACUUGUAAUGAAGUAUUUCUUUAAAACACUUUAAAGGAGGCGUCAUUGAUGUUAGAUGACCAGUGAGGUCUGAAAAGCUGCAGAACUUUGAAUGUGAAUGUGGGUCUGUACCUGGGCCCCAAGUUGCCUUGGUAGCCAUCCAAAGAAAUUAGAUUUCAGAUAGUUCUGCUGUUUUUUGGUAAAGGAUGAAGAUCAAAGUCCACAUUCUGUUUCUUGAGUUUCAGAUGGAAACUUUGAAGAAUAGCUUAAAUUAGUACUACUCAGAAUAGGAUAGAAUAAAAUAGAAUAGAAUAUACUUCAUCAUUCUAAGAGGGAAAUUCCUUAGCAUACAGUCUCAACUUUUAAGGUUCAACUUAAAACCUUUUGAUAAAGUUUCCAGUUAGAGCUGGUUCAGGCCACUCUGAAUCAUUUUCUAGUUAAGCUGCUAUAGGCUUACACUGCUGGGAGAUCUUCUUUCCUUUUUUGAUCUCCAUCCAGUAAUAUUUCACUAUUAGAUGACACUACGUUCUCCAGCUCUUCUGCAUUUUGUUCUCUCUCUCUCUCUCUCUCUCUCUCUCUCUCUCUCUCUCUCUCUCUCUCUCUCUCUCUCUCUCUCUUUCAAAUGUCCUUUCCAUCAUCUAAAUUUUGUCAUGUGGAAUCGUUGGGGUUUCUCUCUAAAAGUGCCUAGAAAUUAUUGUUUUGUAUUUUGCUCAUUAUAAAUAAAACAACACUGAAUUG
Molecule: messenger RNA, 2634 nt
Organism: Salarias fasciatus (jewelled blenny)
Lineage: Eukaryota; Metazoa; Chordata; Actinopteri; Blenniiformes; Blenniidae
Product: aprataxin and PNK-like factor
Exons: 11
Coding region: 197-1693 (498 amino acids)
Biological process (GO): double-strand break repair
Cellular component (GO): nucleus; site of double-strand break
Molecular function (GO): DNA-(apurinic or apyrimidinic site) endonuclease activity; protein binding; 3'-5' exonuclease activity
Source: RefSeq, a predicted model, not a curated record